AUGGUCCGCCCUGUCAGAACAGUGUCUGAAGCACUUGUCCCCUCACAAUUGCUCCUGCCACUGCCUCAGCACCAUGUCCUGAUCUGUCGGGCCUGUCGCUAUGCAAUCCCUCCACUUGCAAUUGACAGGCACCUCAAGGAAAUUCACCAUCUCGAUCGCGCACGACGAGAGGUGUUUCUUGAUUUCGCCUCCAAAUUCGACCUCAGUGAUCCAGCCCACGUCGACGAACCCGGUGCGGAUCACUUUCCCGUGCCUGAACUUCCGCUUUACGACGGGUUACAAUGCACGUCCUCUAAUUGCCGACAUCUCUGUCUCAGCGAAAAGCGCAUGAGAAGGCACUGGCAGCUGGUACAUGGACGACACUGCCGGCCAUCCGGUGACUGGAAGCAUGCGCCUAUCCAGACCUUCUUUCGCGGAAAUCGGCUGCGCUAUUUCACCGGCUCUGUUGUUGAACCGAGCCACGAUAGCUCCGGACACAGUCGCCACAAGCACAUGCUCAGAGGAAACGUGAUUCGGACAUUCUAUAUUUCGGAAGAUGGCCGGGGGAUGGAUAUCGCCUUCGGUAUCCCUGAGGGCCCAGGCACAACAACACACGGACAGGAGAGGCAAGGCACUGAGGACGGACGAGUGAGACUCGAUCAAACCGACAGGGCCUUGCUUGACCACUAUAAGACGUCCACCUGUCUCACAAUCGCUACAGACGAGGAGACCAGAGCAGUCUGGAGUACAGCGGUGGUUCGUCUUGCGUAUUGUCAUAGGUUCUUGAUGGACGCAAUCCUGGCCCUCGCAGCCUUGCACCUGGCACACUGUCAUAGGUCCGAACCUGCCAAAUCCCGAGAAUACUUGGCCGUCGCGUCCAAGCAUCAAGACGAGGCCAUGCCCCCGUUUCGGAAAGCAGUCAGCGAGGCUGACGCGUCCAAAAGCCACGCCGUUGUCACGUUUGUUCACCUGUUGAUUUUGUACUCGAUUGCCAUGGAACACCAGGAUGAACAGCUGCUAUUGGUGCCCGAAGGUCAGUCAGACGUGGUUGUCAGCUGGUUGCACUUGUUACGGACUGGUUCCGGCAUGCUGUGCGCCACCUGGCAUCUGAUCGAGAUCGGACCCUGCCAACAAUUGUCGCUCGUGUGGAGAGAAGAGACUAGCCUGUCGCCGGCGGCUACGUUAUUGGCGUCGGAAUUGCGAGACAAGUUCCUGGCGGCCAUACCUCGGCCAGGCUCACAGGACGAGUGGGCAAGGUCUGAACGGGACGAGUAUGCCAACGCAGCCUCGUACCUGGCGCUCGCCUUUGCCUACCACUCACAGCCAUCAACUGGGCCGUGCACCACGUGGGACAUACUUCGGAUCUGGCCACACCGGCUCUCCGAUCCGUUCAUGGCCAUGAUGGCCGCCAAUCAUCCGGGAGCGCUGAUUCUGCUCGCACAUUAUGCGAUUCUGUUGAAGGACAUUGAGCAGCAUUGGUAUUUCAAAGGCCGGGCCACCAGGUUGAUCCGGAGGAUUGCUGAGAGGCUAGAGGAGAGAUGGCAAACAUACAUCGAAAGCCCAUUGAGGGCUAUAAGGACACCAGUCGUUCGGCCCAGACGUUUAUUACCUGGGCCACUCUGA
Capronia epimyces CBS 606.96 is the source of this 1602-nucleotide messenger RNA. RefSeq lists its product as uncharacterized. Gene Ontology annotation, molecular function: DNA-binding transcription activator activity, RNA polymerase II-specific. The transcript has a single exon. Gene Ontology annotation, biological process: regulation of transcription by RNA polymerase II. Lineage: Eukaryota; Fungi; Ascomycota; Eurotiomycetes; Chaetothyriales; Herpotrichiellaceae. The coding region runs from base 1 to 1602 and encodes 533 amino acids. The record is from RefSeq and is a predicted model, not a curated record.